Messenger RNA from Bursaphelenchus xylophilus (pine wood nematode), 1820 nucleotides. NCBI's taxonomy places the organism in Eukaryota, Metazoa, Nematoda, Chromadorea, Rhabditida, Aphelenchoididae. The record is from the annotation of a GenBank genome assembly.
AUGAGCCAAUACCUGCAAAUCCUCUUAAUCUCGGCCGUUCUGGUCGUUCUCGGCACGGCCAAACCCGCCUCCAGUGAAUUCGACGACGAAAAGAUCCAAGCCCUCCGGCGGUUGUUGUUGGUGGACUUGCGCGCAUUGGACGGCGACCUGAUGCCGGAUAUGCCGAUGCGACCACUCAAUGUGGAGUCAGGGGAACGGCUACAGAAGCGAAGACUCGUCAUGGGAAUGCCCAACAUCCUGCACAUGGGCAGCAAGAGAAUGGUGAAAAGAAUGAUAGAGAGAAACGCGCAACGGGAGCUGGUCAUGAACAAACGCCGGAUAAGUAAGUUUUAGUCGGCUGAAGUGUCGAUCUAACGUCUUUGAACGAUGAAAAAAGAAACGUUUAGGGGAGUUGGGCUCAAAUUUCAUCUGAAAACGUUGUUUUCUUCGGACGAUCAUAUCAUUUUAUUGAACGGUGACAACAACUCUCACGGUAUCAGAUUUACCUCCGUUUUGUUUGCCUUUCCCAAGGGAUUCUGCCAAGAUAAUUUAUUCCUUUUAUCUCAUAUUUGUUUAAGUCUUAUUUGUGCUCAAUUAUCGGAAAUAGCGCAAAAAUAACGCUUGCAAAGAAAAAUAUGCAAAUGUCUUCCAAGUCUUUAGAGAACUUGUUUUUCUUGGUUAUUCUGCAACGAAGUAUUUAUGUACAUGAUUUAGAUGACAACGUUCGUAUCCCUGUCGGCUUGAUCUUUCAAAAACUCAUUUUCUUUCCUUUCUGAUGUCAUAGCUCCCUAAAAUACGUCGUUUGGGCAUCUAAAUGGGCAUCUCGUCCUAAAGACCAAUUGUCCUUUCUGUUUUUACCUCUCUUUACCCUUUAUCUCACGAAAGUCUCAACUCAUAACCGCCGUCUAGACUGUUUUAUCCGCUCUUCUCGACUCUCGAUUCGUAUAACGAACACAAAUUUAAUGAAUUUUACGCAAACUUUCUUGAACUUCGCCCGACGCCAUUUCCCGGAACGUUUCAUAUUCACAACGGCGCUUUUGUGGCGUCGCAAACCCCAAGAUGAAUAUUUAUCAAUACCAAAAUACCCUUCCACACAAUUAAUAUGCAUUCGAAAAUUUUUUGCGAUAAUGAUAUCACGCGCGCCGUUGAGCGACCUGAAGAGGGCUCGGAGUGCAACGAAUGGACGUGCAUGACGAGCAUAACAUUUGAUGAUGUGAAUUUGGGUUCGGGAAAUCCACGAAUUCUGUAUAAGGUUGGGAAUCUUCGAAUUUUCAACUUAUUAGGGAAUUUAAAAAAAAAUGUCGGCAUCAGAACUCUUCGAAAAAUCGAACAGCUUGACUCUCACAACAAAAGUUAGCUUCCUAGAAAGUAACCAACUAUCAGCUCUCUUGUUUUUAGAGCCUUUGUGACUACAGUAACCGCACUUUUUUCUUCCCCGUCUUCCUCUUUCAAGGUACCAUGCAUAGCUGCUUGUAGUCUUCUAACUUUUGCCUUGCAAAAGUCAUAUGAGCCGUGUACCAAACUACUGUCUUCACAUUCUAAUUACACCACCUUCGCUCUUCUAUUAAGAUCCCCUUUUCGUGGAAUGCCUUAUGAACAAUUACUUCCUAAGAAUGCGAAGGCAACAUUUCUGAUGUCACGCUGUAAACAUGCAUUAAAUAUUAUAUAUAGCUUCAGCGCUUCCUCAAUUAGCCUAACCAUUGAUCAUUUACACUGUCAUCUAGUAGUGUUUUGGAAAAUGACAAAGUAUACCAGUUACGUAUAAUUUUGAUGAAACUAAUUACAGCUCUUUUGCAGGUAUGCACAUGCCGAAUCUCGUCUACAUGCGGCCCCAGAAGUGA